This is a messenger RNA of Lolium perenne, 1403 nucleotides long. RefSeq lists its product as uncharacterized. Gene Ontology annotation, cellular component: nucleus. Gene Ontology annotation, biological process: regulation of DNA-templated transcription. The record is from RefSeq and is a predicted model, not a curated record. NCBI's taxonomy places the organism in Eukaryota, Viridiplantae, Streptophyta, Magnoliopsida, Poales, Poaceae.
AGGUCUAGCGCCGCCGCUCUCCUCUUCUCCUCUCUCCCAAACAUUCAAUCAGAGUCUCCGGCGAUGGGCCAAAAGCGUGCCACCAAGAAGUCGGCGCAGCCGCCGCCGCCGCCGCCGCCUCCACCUCCACCUCCGGCUGGCUCGUCUGAGGAGGAAGACUCUCGGUCGCGAUCCGAAGAGUCGGAGGACGAAGCCGUGUCCCAUACCCCCACCCCCACCCCAAGCAAGCCGCUUGCGCCGCCGCAAAGGGCCGAUGAGUCCGAUAGCUCUGACGAUGAUGAAGAGGGGGAUGAUGAAGAGGAGGAGGAGGCCCCCAACAAUCCUCCUGCACCGCCGCAAAAGGGCGAGGAGUCCGAGAGCUCUGACGACGAGGAAGAGGGGGAUGAUGAAGAGGAGGAGGAGCCCGCCCACCUAGCCGCCCCCUCCGCUCCCAAGAACCAACCUCCGCCGCCGCAGCAGAGCAAGGAAUCGGACGCCUCCGACGAAGACGGCGAGUCGUCCGAGUCCGACGAGGAGGCGCCGCCGCCGCCGAAGCAGGCUCCGAAGCGACAGGCGGAUGCCAUCAAGCCGCCGUCGGCCAAGAAGGCGCGCCUGGCCUUCCACCGCAUCUGGUCCACCGACGACGAGGUCCGGAUCCUCGAGGCCCUCGCCGCGCACCAAAGGCAGCACGGCGCGCUGCCGCAGCCCGACGCUCUCAUCGGCGCCCUCGCUGGAAAGCUCGACAACCGCGCCUACGGCAGCAAGGAGCUCCAGUCCAAGCUCCAAACCCUGAAGAAACGGUACGUCGUUCUCAGCAGCAGGGGCGAGCUCCCGAGCAAAGAGCACGACCGCCGACUCUUGGACCUCUCCAAAAUGGUCUGGGGCGGUGACAAGGCUGCCCCUGCUGCUGCUGCGGAAGCAGCGAGUGGCCGUGAAGUGAAGGGCUUUGAUGAGAUGUGUGAGCUGUACCCGUACCUAGCGGAGGAGGUGAAGAAGCUGGAGGCGGCACACCCGGGCAUGUUCAAGAGGGUGUUCGGGAAGAUGGACGAUGGCAAGGCACGUGCAAUGGACGAGAAGAUCAAGAAGCAGAGAGUGGCGCAGAUGAAGGUGGAGCUGCGCCGCACCGAUCUGACCAAGGAGGUGAGCAAGGCGAUUACGGAGCUGGUCGACUGAUGGGAUUGUUGGGAUGAUGUUACCUGAUCAGUAUGGAUUAUCACCUGAAAUCGGCGCUGAACGGCAGAAUGCUGGAACUGCAAAUUGUGUCAUCUCGCAGUAUAAGAAUAUUUUGUGUCGAUAAGAGCAGCAUAUGCUAGACAUUCAUAGUCUGGCAUCUUGAUGGUGUAAGAAUGUAAUUUGUGUGAUGAGAGCAUGCUCCAAGUGCACAUUGUGGCAAUUUUGGUGGUAUAAGAAUGUUUUUUCUCUAA